This is a messenger RNA of Choloepus didactylus (southern two-toed sloth), 1198 nucleotides long. RefSeq names its product interleukin 17B (gene IL17B). Gene Ontology annotation, cellular component: extracellular region. Gene Ontology annotation, molecular function: cytokine activity. Gene Ontology annotation, biological process: inflammatory response. The coding region runs from base 246 to 788 and encodes 180 amino acids. NCBI's taxonomy places the organism in Eukaryota, Metazoa, Chordata, Mammalia, Pilosa, Megalonychidae. The record is from RefSeq and is a predicted model, not a curated record. The transcript has 3 exons.
CCGGGCACCUCGGCCCGGCUCCUGGCCUACCCCACGCCCUUCGCCGCCUGCCGCUGCGUCAGGCCUGGCCAGCUGGGGGCCAAAGACUCCCAGGCGAUGACGAGCCCACCACCCACCCACGCCCCCGGCAGCCCCCUGUCGAGCUAUAAUUGCUUCACGCCAUCCUGUUGCUGCCAUUCUCUCGGCGGCAGCAUCUGGGGUUCCAGGUGGGCGGCAGCUGCGGGCCAACGGCCUGGCCGAGCGGGAUGGACUGGCCGCACAACCUGCUUUUCCUUCUUACCAUUUCCAUCUUCCUGGGGCUGGGCCAGCCCAGGAACCCCAAAGGCAAGAGGAAGGGACAAGGAUGGCCUGGGACCCUGGCGCCUGGGCCUCACCAGGUGCCACUGGACCUGGUGUCACGGGCAAAGCCAUACGCCCGCAUGGAGGAGUAUGAGAGGAACCUUGGGGAGAUGGUGGCCCAGCUGAGGAACAGUUCCGAACCAGCCAGGAGGAAGUGUGAGGUCAACCUGCAGCUGUGGCUGUCCAACAAGAGGAGCCUGUCACCCUGGGGCUACAGCAUCAACCAUGACCCCAGCCGCAUCCCUGCCGACCUGCCGGAGGCACGGUGCCUGUGCCUGGGCUGCGUGAACCCCUUCACCAUGCAGGAGGACCGCAGCCUGGUGAGCGUGCCUGUCUUCAGCCAGGUGCCCGUGCGCCGCCGCCUCUGCCCUCUGCCACCACGUGCCGGGCCCUGCCGCCAGCGCGCCGUCAUGGAGACCAUUGCCGUGGGCUGCACCUGCAUCUUCUGAACAUGCCUGGGGCAGCCUGGUGCACAUCCAGGCCCAGGGCCAAGGCCGAGCAGGGGCAGAGCCCGGUGGGCAGCUGGAGCCUACCCUCCCUGCCCCAAUCAAGGCCAAUGAAAAGUAAAUACUGUCUUCUGUAAAGCAAGACUUUGGGUUUGCUCCUUGUGGCUCCAAAGUUAAAACCAGGGUAGGGGUAGGAGGUUCCAGGGAGGUAGAUUUCAGAUGAGUAUAAAGGAAGAUUUUCUAGCUCUCAGAGUUCUCCAACACUGACAUAUGCUGUUUAAAAAACAAAACAAAACACUACCUUCAUUUCUACCAUUUGGGACAUCAUUUAAUUAGGGGUUACAAGCCUUUUUUUCACCCAUGCUAUUGUAGCUUGCUUAGUAUAAACCAAUACAGGACUUAACAAGACCUAC